AUACACAGAACGAACUACGUGGCUAUAAUCCUACGUGCUCGCAGUCAAUCACCAUCGAUAUACAAAGCCUACAGCAUAUCGUCAAUCUUGCGUCGACUUCGAAAUGGACGAAUGGGUGAAGUUGAGCGGAAAUGUUCCGUCGUUGUCCCUCGUCUCACUCGGGGCCUUCCACAACAGCAAAUACUACGCCAGCAACGAAUGUUUGGAUUGCCUUAAUGAAAUCAAUGCCAAACUGAACGAUAAAGGUCCACACACCUAUCCACUCCGACGCGCUCUAAUCUUUAUGGACUUUUUCAAUAAGGAUCUGAUCCCUAUUCUGAUCCAUGUUAAUCAGCCAAACAUUAUCCGUUCAACAAUCAAACUGUUGGUUCAGAUGACUUUACCCGUUGGAUGUUUAGUAAGCGGGGAAAGCAUCGUCCAGCAACCAAAUGAGACAUCGAUGUCUAAACACUUUGUCCACGAACUAACCAAUUUCCUUUAUGUCGCCAAGGAAACUUUCGUGUUGAAUCCGUUGGCUACUCGAUCCAUUUUCGAACAUCUCAACUGUCUACUAGCAAAUGUUCCACAGCAAGCGAUGUCGAAGGACGAUUGCGAAUCGGUCAGUUAUUUCCUAUUGCUCAUUCGCAACAUCGUACACGCCCCAGAAGGUGUUCGUGCUAACCAAUCAGCUUCAGUUGGCGAUAGCGCUACUUAUUUUGCAGCAGCAGCCUCGCCCGGCCAUUGGCAACAGCGGCGCCUUCUGUCCGACCUACUCACCCAAGGCUUGGAUCUACUUCUCAUUGAUUUGCUGACCUGCUUUCAAAAGCCAAGCAGUUCUGACACUCUAAAAGUGUUCAGUGUCGAUGAAAUAGUCGAAACAUAA
This is a messenger RNA of Daphnia pulicaria, 862 nucleotides long. RefSeq names its product protein timeless-like. Gene Ontology annotation, biological process: DNA repair; DNA replication checkpoint signaling; replication fork arrest. The transcript is spliced from 6 exons. Bases 104 to 862 code for a protein of 252 amino acids. Gene Ontology annotation, cellular component: replication fork protection complex. Gene Ontology annotation, molecular function: DNA binding. NCBI's taxonomy places the organism in Eukaryota, Metazoa, Arthropoda, Branchiopoda, Diplostraca, Daphniidae. The record is from RefSeq and is a predicted model, not a curated record.